CGGAAACCAUGACUUUUGCUGCUUUCCUUUUCUGCUCAGUCCCACCCGAAAUCAUACGAACCUUAGCGACCGGGUUUCAGGUGGCAGUGCGGAAGGAAGUCUGCCUUUUCGUCGUGGGUCCAGACAUUAAACUCACGGAACCUAAAUUUUUACCGCAGAAGCAGAAAAACAGGCCGUCGUUGCCUCCAGAAAAAGACAUUAACUGAUGUACUAAACCCCGGUCGGACCUGCGGGAUAUUUUUUACUUUCUCUAACAGCGUGGAGACAAGACUGUGGUUCAGUUUAUAUCUGAGGUUCCGAAGGCACCUUUGUGAACAGGUGUCAUGAGCCGGGAGCUGAGCGUGCAGAUGGGCUCCCCGGUCCCCGGGGUCUCUGAGCCGCCGCCUCCUGACAACGGGGGCAUGGACUACAGGGACUGGGUGCGGCGCAGCUACCUGGAGCUGGUCAGCUCCAACCACCACUCAGUCCAGGCCCUGUCCUGGAGGAAGCUCUACCUGAGCCGGGCCAAGCUGAAGGCCAGCAGCCGCACCUCCGCCCUGCUCUCUGGCUUCGCAAUGGUGGCCAUGGUGGAGGUGGAGCUGGAUUUGAAGUACAGCUACCCCCGAGAGCUGCUCAUCUCCUUCGCCGUGUGCACCACGGUGCUGGUGGCCGUUCACCUCUUCGCCCUGCUCAUCAGCACCUGCAUCCUGCCCAACGUGGAGGCCGUCAGCAACAUCCACAACCUCAACUCGGUCAGCGAGUCGCCGCACGAGCGCAUGCACCACUACAUCGAGCUGGCCUGGGGGUUCUCCACGGCGCUGGGCAUCCUGCUGUUCCUGGCCGAGGUCGUGCUCCUCUGCUGGAUCAAGUUCCUGCCCGUCGACCGUGAAUCCAAGGACGACGCCAAGGAAUGUCCAACCAGCCCCCCCAGCGUUCCGCCGAGCGACAGAGGCGGCUGGCAGGCGGCGCUGGCUUCCACCAUCAUCAUGGUCCCGGUGGGAAUCAUCUUCCUCAUCUUCACCAUCCAUUUCUAUCGCUCCCUGGUGGGCCACAAGACGGAGCGCCACCACCAGGAGAUUGAGGAACUGCACAAGAUCAAGGUGCAGCUGGACGGCCAGGAGAGAGGCCUGCAGACGGUGUGAUGACCUGACGCACAGCGGCGCUACAGACUCCACCAUGUUGGAUAUUUAUAGAGCUGGGCCUCAGACUGCCAAGUUCUUCUGAAGGGGAACGAUUUGGGAAUGCUGGCCCGAUCUGCAGACCUGUUGAGGUCAAAACUAUAAAAAGUUUACAGACGACAAAAAGGGCUAUUCCGUACCAAAAUGCACUUUGCCUCUGAUUUACAACGGUAGCUUCAUUUGGAAAUGAGCAACUUCCUGUUUUCAUUUCUUUUUAUCAGUGGAAUAUUCUGGAUUUGACUUGCAGCUUCUGUUCGAACCAACCUGGUUUUCACGCUCAGCCAAAGAGAGUUCUCAUUUAGUCAGGUGGGUUUUUAGUUGGAUUCAUAAUCUGUGAUGAAAAAGUGAUGCCAAAGCUCCUGGCAGGUUUCCAUUCAGAAACAAUGUUACAUUUCCAUAGUGUCCAAAAUGACGGCGCCCUCUAGGGACAUGGAGGAGUUUUUAUCUUUUGCGAUCUCUUCUAAUAGUAUCGCAGCAUAUUAGGGCCAUUGUAAAUGGAAAUAAAUUGAGUAAAUUUAUGCCAAAACAUUUAGAAAUUUUGAGAUUAAUAUCAGAAAUUUUCAGAAAAAAAACAUAAAAAUUUCCAAGUUUCAAAAACAUACCUGUUCAUUGUGUGUGUAACUUUUAAUUAUUUAUUUAUUUGCACGCACAGCUUACUGACUUUAGAAAGUGAAUAUUUCCAGAAGGAAAAUAUUUUUUAUUUUUAAAACUCAGAAAUCUCCAAAAUUUUGUAGAAAAUCUGUCAGAUUCAUCUUUACAUUUCUGAGUUUUCUCUUUCAAAUUUUUUGGACUUUUUAAUUUAAAAAAAUGUUCACAUUUUUUUCUACAAAAUGUUUGAGAUUAUUCUAAGAAUAUCGCUGUGUUUUUGGACAUUUGCUCUUGUUUUUUUUUUCUGUCUACGUCACUAACACGCCAUCAUACAGUAAUGUAUUUAUUACUCGUUUCAUGCAGCAACUUGAAAAGACUUUCUGCUACAACUAGUAAGACAUUUACUUGAAUGUUAAUGCCUCCUUUGAGAUCUCUGAAGUUUUUAAUAUAUUUUUUUCUUUAAGACAGAAACACUUCAAACUUCUGUACAAAAUGCCAGAAUAAAACAGGUCAAUAAAGGAUAAACGCAACAGAAACUUUCAGUGAUGGUUCUCUUUGGUAACCAUCUAACUGUAAGGGUUCUGGUUCUGCACACCGCAGGUAGUUACAGUUGUGUCUCAAUAAAUUAGAUUAUGAUGGAAAAAUGACAUUUAAAAACAAAUGUAAAACAAUUUCACGCUAAAAAAAAGGGGUUUAUUUUUGCUCAUUUUGUUGAUUCCUGCUUACAAAGAAUGAAAACCUAAAGUUCUGUUUCUCAAAAUUCAAAUAUCAACUUCGGCUUUUUCGUACCAGAUCUGAUUACUGAUUAAAUUUUUUUUAUUUAUAUUUUUGGUUUCUUUUCUAAAAAAAUUAAUUGUAAAUGACAGUAAAUAAUUUCGUAUCCAGCUGGUUGAUUUUAUUUCAAUCAUUCCUUCUGGGUUAUAUGAGAAUUUUUUGUUUAAUUACAAGAAUAUAGCUAUAAUACUAGCAGAAUAAGGCCGUAAUUUUACCCAAACGUCUUAAAAUUAUGAGAAAAAAGUUUUUAUAAUUUCUUUAUUUUCAAGCAUGAAGUGCUCUAAAGCUGCCUUGUAGUUGACUCUGGUUUUGGAGUGGUUUAGACAAAAAACAAUGCAAAAAACCAUAGCCCAACAUCCAGUCUUUUUCCUUCUGCGUAAUUUUACUUCAACUUGCUUGCAUGAAGCAGUCUUUGAACCACCAUCUUCCUUAUCAGGAAGGUCUGAUGUGAUAUUUAAAGUUUUUAGAAAUCGACUUGUGGGUUUUUAUUGACUGUAAAUCACAAUCGUCAAAGUUAGAGAAAUGAAUGUGGGUUGUGAAUAAUUUAGUUUCAUUUUUUAUUAUUUUUUUUCCAUUGUCUGAAAAUGAAAUGUUUUCUUUCUGUUCGCUCAUCAUCAGUUGAGUGUUUCUCUUCUGGUUCUGCAAAGUGACUGAUUCAGAGCAGAUUAGUUUAAAUAACUUGAAAAGAUUCAUUAACUUUUCCACAGCUGACUGACUUUACUGUGCUUUUAUAGUUUCUGAAAGUUUCUUCUGUUGCCUGUUACAAAAGGAAACAAACCUGCCUGGAUGCCAUUUGAAACACUUCAAUGUCUGAACUUGUUCCUAUUGCCUUACAGAAUAACUGCCUUGAGUUUGCUGGAUAAACAGUUUAUAUUUUAUUUUAUUUCAUUUUUUUAAAGGAACAUGAACCAAAUUGUCACAUUCCAAAAAAAAAAAAAAAGACCAAAGUGCGGUUCAGUUCAUUUUUAUUUACUUAUUUUUUGUUCUCAGAAGAAAAAAAAGUGCACUUUUUCUAUUUGUCUGUUCUGUCAUAAGUCAUAAGUAACUUGAUUCUUUUGUUUCAUGUCUGUGGGCCCUGCUGGGUUCUGCAGAGAUCCCGGGUCAGAACCUGGAAUGUACCACUCAAUAAAACUAAGGUCAAUGUUUU
This is a messenger RNA of Poeciliopsis prolifica (blackstripe livebearer), 3666 nucleotides long. It is a transcript of the gene orai2, whose product is annotated as ORAI calcium release-activated calcium modulator 2. Gene Ontology annotation, molecular function: store-operated calcium channel activity. NCBI's taxonomy places the organism in Eukaryota, Metazoa, Chordata, Actinopteri, Cyprinodontiformes, Poeciliidae. The record is from RefSeq and is a predicted model, not a curated record. Gene Ontology annotation, cellular component: membrane. Bases 324 to 1121 code for a protein of 265 amino acids. The transcript is spliced from 3 exons. Gene Ontology annotation, biological process: store-operated calcium entry.